AUGGAUUACAGUUCUGAGCCCCAGCAUUCUACCCUUCUCAAUAUCCAAGAAACGCAGCCUUUCAAUGCCGAGCCGUCUGCUGCUGCUCUCGUAGAAUUCCCAAUUACGCCUGAAGACCUCGUAUAUUGUCGAAACCACGGUCCUGUGCGUGAGUUUGACGAGAAUGCCUAUUCAAUCAUUAUCAAGGGAGGCAACAAAGGAGAAGCCAUGUUCUCCUUAGCUGAACUUAAGGCGCUCUCCAAAGCCACCGUCGUCGCAGCUCUCCAGUGCGCAGGCAUCAGGCGCAAGGAAAUGGGAGCAAUUAGGCCAGUGCAUGGCGUUCCUUGGUCCGACGGUGUCAUUGCCAACUGCAAAUGGGGAGGCGUCCUGCUUCCCGACCUCCUCCAGCUGGUAGGCAUCGACACGCAGAAUCCUAAUGUGCACAUCUGCUUCGAAUCCCAUGCUACGCUUUGCCAGGACGACACGUCCUACGGAGCAUCUAUCCCGCUAGCAAAGGCCAUGGAGAACGAUGUUCUACUCGCAUACGAGAUGAACGACGACCCUCUGACUGCCGAUCACGGAGGCCCACUGCGAGUGGUUGUCCCCGGUUACCUUGGUGCACGAUGGGUGAAAUGGGUAGAUACAAUUGUCAUCUCUUCUGAAGAAUCCCCAAAUUUCUAUCAACAACGGGACUACAAAAUACUUCCCCCAUCUGUGCAAACAAAGGAAAUGGCAAAGCCCAUGUGGGAUAAGUAUCCGUCUAUGACUGCCUUGCCUCUGAAUUCUGUGGUGGCUACCGUCGGCUGUGAAGACGACGAAAAGCUAUUUGUCAAAGGCUACGCUAUCUCAGGUGCGACAGGACAAGUACACGCCGUUGAGAUAUCUGUAGACCAUGGCAAAACUUGGCACCAAGCUCGCAUAACUUACCAGGAAGGUAAAUGGAGCUGGACGCUCUGGGAGGUUGAAAUUGCAUGCAAAGAGGCGGAAGGAAAGGUAUACAGCCGCGCCAUAGACACUGAAGGCAAUAUUCAGCCCGAGGAAGGUAUUUGGAAUCUGCGAGGAGUAGCAUACAACGGGUGGGGAGUUGGGCAAUGGAGUCGGCUCGAUUAG
This is a messenger RNA of Psilocybe cubensis, 1089 nucleotides long. RefSeq lists its product as uncharacterized. Gene Ontology annotation, molecular function: molybdenum ion binding; oxidoreductase activity. NCBI's taxonomy places the organism in Eukaryota, Fungi, Basidiomycota, Agaricomycetes, Agaricales, Agrocybaceae. The transcript is spliced from 4 exons. Gene Ontology annotation, cellular component: mitochondrion. Bases 1 to 1089 code for a protein of 362 amino acids. The record is from RefSeq and is a predicted model, not a curated record.